Molecule: messenger RNA, 1737 nt
Organism: Fusarium coffeatum
Lineage: Eukaryota; Fungi; Ascomycota; Sordariomycetes; Hypocreales; Nectriaceae
Exons: 3
Coding region: 1-1737 (578 amino acids)
Biological process (GO): protein polyubiquitination; protein peptidyl-prolyl isomerization; protein folding
Cellular component (GO): catalytic step 2 spliceosome
Molecular function (GO): peptidyl-prolyl cis-trans isomerase activity; ubiquitin-ubiquitin ligase activity
Source: RefSeq, a predicted model, not a curated record
AUGGGCAAAGGCACGGACAAGCUCUAUAUCACGCACUCGGAGUGGUCUUCGGCAGACGCUUUCUCCCCCAGUGUCGGUGCAGGCGCGUCUCGCAAUCAACAAGCCAGCGCUUCCUUUCGUCGACUUCCCUUCAACUUUUGUGCCGCGAGCCUCCAACCUUUCAAGAACCCAGUUUGUACACUGGAUGGAACAAUUUUUGACGUGGAAGUCAUUGGCGCAUGGCUCGAGAAGCAUCCCAAUCAGAACCCCGUCACUGGAGAGCCUCUGCAGAAAAAGGAUUUGAUUCGCCUGAACUUCGCCCGAAAUUCAGAGUCAGACUCACUUGGUGCCGGGCUGAGUGACGGGAAAGGCGAUUUGAUUGACCCAGUUACGUACAAGGUGUUCACUGACAACACACACAUCGUUGCUAUUCGCCAUGGCUCCUACGCCAACGUAUUUGCUUGGGAUACAGUCGAUCGCAUGAACAUUAAGGCCAAAUCGUGGCGCGACUUGGUUGACGACGAAGAGUUCACUCGCGCCGAUAUCAUCACUCUACAAGACCCCCAGAAUGCGGCGAGCCGUAACUUGGACCAGUUCAAGUUUCUGAAAGAGGGACACGAGGCGCAAUUAACAAAAGAGCAGGAAGAAGAGCGGAACGCUGGCAGCAUCAACUCUAGUGCUCUGGGAAGCAUGGGCGAUAAAGUUUCACGCGCCAAAGCGGCAGUGGAAAAGGCGCGCAAAGCUCGCGAGCAGGGCGGCGAUGUUAACCGCAGCUCGGUCACUUCAACAAAACUCACGGCUGCUGGCAACAUUAUCCGUCAGUCCAUGAUCAAGGACAAGAAACUGGCUGCCAACUCUGCUAUAUACACAACCGGCAAAGCCGCAGCUAGUUUUACUAGCACAAGCUUAACGCCCGAGACGAGUGGCGAGAGAGCCCUGCUUUCGGAUGAGGAGUAUAUGUUGAAACCCAGGCGCGUUAAGACUACUGGCUUUGCUAGGAUUGAAACAAAUUUAGGCGAUCUGACAAUUGAGUUAUAUCCAGAGUUUGCUCCAAAGGCUGUCUGGAAUUUCAUCAGGUUAUCCCAAACAGGUUACUACAAAGGUGUGGCCUUUCACCGAAAUAUUCCCAACUUCAUGAUUCAAGGGGGUGAUCCUUCGGGAAGUGGUCGAGGUGGGCAGAGCAUUUGGGGCAAGUAUUUUGAUGAUGAGUUCGAUGGUCCCAUGUCGCACAAUGGCCGCGGAACCAUCUCCAUGGCCAACAAGGGCAAAAACACGAACUCGAGCCAGUUCUUCAUCGCCUACAAACCAACCCCUCACCUUGACCGUAAACAUACAGUAUUUGGAAAGGUCGUCGAAAAUCUGAACGUAUUAUCAAAAAUGGAAAAUGUCCCUACCGAUGGUUCUAACCGUCCCCUCAACAAGAUCGUUAUGAAGGAUGUUGUGAUCCUCCUUGAUCCAUUCGCCCAAUUUCAAAAGCAGAAACACGAAAACGAGCUCCAAGCAAAGGAGCAGGAGAAGAUCCGGCUGCAAGGUGGCACAGACGAUGACAAGACGACAUGGGCCGGUAAACGUAUACGAAACGAUGGCAGCAUCGAAAGUACAAGCUCUGGAGGAGGUGUUGGCAAGUACCUGAAGGCUGCCGGUCAACAGGGCGCAACAACAAACACAGAAGCAGGCUUGAGGGAUGUUGAAACAUGGGAGGAGCCAGCACGCAAAAAGAUGAAAGGGGGUGGCUUUGGCAAUUUCGAUAAUUGGUAA